Danio aesculapii is the source of this 2292-nucleotide messenger RNA. RefSeq lists its product as uncharacterized. Gene Ontology annotation, biological process: negative regulation of MAPK cascade; protein dephosphorylation. The transcript is spliced from 8 exons. Gene Ontology annotation, cellular component: cytoplasm. Lineage: Eukaryota; Metazoa; Chordata; Actinopteri; Cypriniformes; Danionidae. Gene Ontology annotation, molecular function: MAP kinase phosphatase activity; protein tyrosine/serine/threonine phosphatase activity. The record is from RefSeq and is a predicted model, not a curated record. Bases 1 to 2292 code for a protein of 763 amino acids.
AUGAAGGCCUCGCUGGACGUCAAACACCUACAGGAUCCAGCAGAUGGCGUAGCCGGGCAGGCUCAGUCUGAGGGCGGCAUUGACCGCUCUCCUGCAGCCGCCCGGAACAUCAGCCCUAACGUGUUUCUUUGUUUUUGUCUGUUAGUAGGAAAGACCAAAGUGAAGAAGAGCAACCGUGUCUUGUCUUUCUUCAGAAGGGCAUGGAAGGCUGUGAAGGCAAAGUUUCAGAGGAACAGAGAAACUGGGGACUCGUCACAGCCCAAUCCAGAAAUAUUUGAUGUCCCCGAUCCCAGAGAUCCUGAACGCAUUUCCCGCCUGCAGGAUCGCCUGGAAAAAUGUGCUCUGGAGUGGACACCGGUCACUGAGGUCUGGCCCAACGUCUUCAUAGGAAAUGUGAAGACGGCCAGAGACCCAGCCAGACUGGAGGAGAUGAACAUCACACACCUCCUGAACGCUGCACCAGAGCUGGAAGAUGAAACGUCUAAAAAUAUAUGGGAAAAGGUUUACAAAGACAUGAACAUCACUUCCCACAGACUGGCUGCAGCCGAUGAUGGAUGGUUUGAUGUCACCAAACACUUUUUCCCAGCGGCAGACUUCAUUCAUAAAGCCCUGAGCAAAGCACAGAAUAAGGUGUUGGUGUGCUGCCUGCAGGGCGUCAGCCGCUCCGCCACACUUUUCCUGGCAUAUUUGAUGAUACACUGCAAGAAAACCCCAGAGGACUCCAUUGACCUGGUGACACAGAAGAGAUUUAUCCGGCCAAACGGUGACUUCUUGAGGAAAUUAACAAUCCUCGCAGAGCAGCGAAACUUAGUUGAAAGUGACGCAGCGAAGAACAGAAGCAACCCUGCUGUAGAUAAACCUGACCCUGAAGUGGAGUCUGUUGAUUCAGAGGAACUGUAUGUUUGUGAGCCGUACGGUCUUGAACCAGUCACGAUGAUUUCACACUUACACGUCCCUGAAUCCUUCUCCAAACUGGACGAGUCUGCUUUAGAGCCCGAUCCAGAACCAGUGUGUGUCCCAGGUCCAAGUGGUUAUAAACCCAAACCUAAGGCAGUCGAUUCAGGGGAACUGUGGGUCUCUGAUCCGAGUGGUCCUAAACCAGAACCACAAACUGCAGAGAAGAUUUCACUGUUGCAUUUACAUUUCACCAAAAAUAUUUCCGACCUGGACAAGCAACAAAAAAAAGAGAGGAAGCCCUGGACCCCCAUCGCUAGUGUCUUGGACAACCUCCACAUUGGAAGCCAGAAAAUAGCAAUGAAUAAAGUUAAACUGAAGAGGAGAGGAAUUACACACGUCCUGAACACUUUACCCAAUGUGGCAAGUCAAGAUGCAUUGAGGAAGAAACAGGCCAAGCUGUACAAAAAAAUGGACAUCUCCUACCACAGAGUGUUUUCAAGAGACGAGGACCCGCUUGAGUUGACCAGCCUUGUCCUCCCAGUGGUGGAACACAUCCACAAGAUUCUGAGCAGCCCAAAGAAUCAGCUGCUGGUGCACUGUGAACAGGGUUUGGGUCGCUCCUGCUUUUUCGUUGUGGCAUAUCUGAUGAUAUACCAUGAAAAAACAAUGACGGAUGCCAUUGACGUCGUGAAGCAGUGGAAACGCAUUAGGAUGAACAGAGACUUCCUGACGCAGCUAGUUGUGUUCGCUUGUCACCAUAAACAGCAGCAACAGACGGGUUUGACGGCAGAAUGUUCAACUGUCAACAUAAACCACCCUCAAAUCAUUUCCCGAAUGCAGCAACGUUUCCUCAAACAUUCACAGUACUGGACUCCUGUCAGUGAAGCCUGGCCCAAUGUCUUCAUAGCUGACGAGAAAACAGCGAGGAACAAAGCCAAACUUAAGGAGAUGAACAUUACGCACAUUGUGAACGCUAUGCCGUUGUGUUCAAAGGAAAAGAAAUGGGAAGACUACUACCAGAAGAAGAACAUCACGUACUACAAUGUGCAUUCGAGAGUCCUUGACCGGCCAAAUAUUGCACAGCACUUUUCACCAGCAGCAGCCUUCAUACAAAAGGCCCUGAGUGACACAAAGAGUAAGGUGUUGGUGUACUGCAGCGAGGGCAUAGACCAGUCCGUAGUGCUUCUUAUGGCAUAUCUAAUGAUCCACCAGGACAUGAAGCUGGAAGAUGCAUUUGAAUUUGUGUUAGAGAAGAGAAGCAUGUGGAUAAGCAGGGACUACUUGAACCAGCUGAUGAUGUUAAAUCUAGACCUUGCAAAGCUUCGCAAAUUGAAAAGUUGUAAACCCUGCUGCAAAGCCUGCUACGAAGCUAUCAUGCGUCUAAAUCAAAUGUAA